AUGGCGCAUGGAAGGGGAAGGCGCCUCCUCCUCCUCUCUCCUCUCCUCCUCCGCCCAUGGCGGGCGCGGGCGCGUGUCCACUGCUCACAUAACUCCAAUGCCCUUUGUGCGCCUGAUAGUGCACCUGACCCAACUGCAACAUCUGGUCCGACUCCUACUGUGUUGCAAUUUACUGUAUCAGCUUCUUCAUACAGUGCGCCUGUUAGUGCACCUGACCCAACUGCAACAUCUGAUCCGGCCUCUACUGCUGCUUCAAUCAACAACAUUGAAGCGAAUCCUUAUGGUCAAGCUGUGUCAAACCUUGUUGCUAGUGGCAAUCUAGAAGCAACGGUUCAAUCAAUUCUUGAAAUGGGUGGAGGAGCAUGGGAUCAGGACACCGUUGUGCGGGCUCUACAAGCUGCAUACAACAACCUGGAGCGGGCUGUUGAAUAUUUAUAUUCUAGGGUUUCUGAGCAGGUAGAGUUCCCUGCUGCUCUUGCAGCCCCUCCUGCAAGCGGCCAACUAGUUGAUCCAGUUCAGGCUCCACAAUCAGCACAACCUGCAAUUCCAUCAUCUGUACCUAAUGCUAAUACCCUGGACCCGUUUCCUCAGGUGGUGGAAAUCUUGAUGUUCUACGAAACAAUACACAAUUCAGAGCCUUUGCUUCAAGAACUGGGGAAACAAAAUCCACAGAUCAUGCAGCUGAUCCAGGAAAACCUAGCUGAGUUCCUGCGUUUAAUCAAUGAUGAUCCUGCUGAUGGAGCUCUUGAACAAAUGGGCUUCGACCUAGAUCUAGUUCUGGAGGUUUUCUUUGCUUGCGACAAGGAUGAGCAUUUAGCGGCCAACUAUCCGUUGGACCACAUGAACAAGUUUGAUGACGAAGCUCAACAAUAG
Messenger RNA from Miscanthus lutarioriparius, 873 nucleotides. Lineage: Eukaryota; Viridiplantae; Streptophyta; Magnoliopsida; Poales; Poaceae. The record is from the annotation of a GenBank genome assembly.